AGAGGACGAAGGAGAAGGCCACGAUACAGAUAAAAGUUGUCUUCGCUGCUUCUUGCACCUCCAGCACGCUAUUCUCUGCCUUGUGCUACUUGAAGAAGAGGAAGAACUUGCUAGGACCAUGGAAGGAUUUGCUGCAGACUUUGGACUUUAUGGCAAUUCGACAUCUGGUUUUGCUUCAUCUCGAUGGGAUUGGUCAUUUCUCUCCAACGCAUACGUCAACAACAGUGCUCCUUUAACUCGAUUGGAUCCAAAAGAUAAAAGUAAGACCGUGGGAUUGGAAGCUGAGUCAAAAGUAGUAGCUCAAGAUUGUGGGAAAUGUUGCAACAAUUUCAUGCCCAUGCAAAUCGAGAUACAAGGACUAAAGGAAGAAAUGAAGCGACAUAGUCAAAAGAUGGAUGAAAUGGCUGUACUACUAAGAUAACUUGUGUUGAAGGCUGAUGCAGACCCAUCCGUUGAUGUCAAGACUGUUGCAUCAACAACCAAGUCAAAAAGACGAUCCACUUCAA
Messenger RNA from Arachis ipaensis, 506 nucleotides. Lineage: Eukaryota; Viridiplantae; Streptophyta; Magnoliopsida; Fabales; Fabaceae. The record is from RefSeq and is a predicted model, not a curated record.